UGUGUGUGCGCGGCUUCACUCACUGCAGCAUGGCGGAGGGAGGCGGACCCGAGCCGGGCAACAGUUCAGACCAGGAGCCGGUACACCACCAGCCUGCGGUCCCUUCUAUCGAGAACCAAAAGCAGAGCAUCGGAACGCUACUGAAAACCACACUGCGGAAAGGAGACGAAUGGUAUUUAAUCGACAGCCGGUGGUUUAAGCAGUGGAAAAAAUAUGUGGGGUUUGACAGCUGGGAUUUGUACAAUGUUGGGGAGCACAAUCUAUACCCUGGCCCUGUUGACAACUCUGGACUUUUUUCAGACCAAGAAAUGCAAGUGCUGAAAGAACAUCUUAUUGAUGAGUUAGACUAUGUCCUGGUGCCCACAGAUGCAUGGAAUAAGCUUGUCAGCUGGUAUGGUUGUCUGGAGGGGCAACGACCCAUUGUCAGAAAGGUGGUCGAGCAUGGCAUGUUUGUCAAGCACUGUAAAGUGGAAGUCUAUCUAUUGGAACUGAAUUUGUGUGAAAAUGACAACAUGGAUAAAGUGGUAACUCGCCAUUUCAGCAAAGCUGAUACUAUUGACACCAUCGAGAAGGAGAUGAGGUCUCUCUUUGAUAUCGCAUCAGAAAAAGAGACGCGAUUGUGGAAUAAGUACAUGAGUAACACCUACGAGCAAUUAAACAAGCCUGACAGCACUGUUCAGGAUGCUGGGCUUUUCCAGGGCCAGGUGCUUGUGAUUGAGAGAAAGAAUGAAGAUGGCACAUGGCCCAGACAAGCCUCCCAUCCCAAGUCCAGUACAGCCACAUCCAGGACCUACACCACUUCACCGAAGCUCUCCUCCAAUUCACCUGCCACUAUUUCUUCUACAGUGACCAACGGAGACAGCAGUAGCAACUCAAGCUACAUGCUAAACAACAGCAGCUCAUCUGGUAACAGGUUGGGAGGCUACAGCUCUUACAGCUCAUCAUACAGUUACAGAGAGUCUGCGGCACAGCCUGGCCUUUGUGGCCUAAGCAAUCUGGGCAACACCUGCUUUAUGAACUCUGCACUCCAGUGUCUGAGUAAUUCGCCACCGCUAACAGAGUAUUUCCUGGAGGACCAAUAUGAAGCGGAGAUCAACCGUGAGAAUCCAUUAGGGAUGCGAGGGGAGAUCGCCGAGGCCUAUGCAGAUCUGAUCAAACAGAUGUGGCUCAGUCGGAGCAGCUACGUGGCUCCCAGGACUUUCAAAACACAGGUUGGCCGCUUUGCCCCUCAGUUCUCUGGGUACCAGCAGCAGGACUCUCAGGAAUUGCUGGCCUUUUUGCUGGAUGGCCUGCAUGAAGACCUAAAUCGGGUCAAGAAGAAGCCGUACUUGGCCCUGAGAGAUGCAGAGGGACGGCCAGAUGAGAUUGUAGCUAAGGAGGCUUGGACGAACCAUCGGUUACGUAAUGAUUCCAUCAUCGUUGACAUCUUUCACGGCCUGUUCAAGUCCACACUGGUCUGCCCCGAGUGUUCCAAAGUGUCUGUCACUUUUGACCCCUUCUGCUACCUCACUCUGCCUCUGCCCAUGAAAAAGGACCGCACCAUGGAGGUGUUUCUGGUCCGCAAUGACCCUCAGUCUAAACCCAUGCAAUUUCGUGUGGUAGUCCCCAAACUAGGUACAGUGGCAGAUCUGUGCAGCGCAUUGGCAAAACUGUCCGGAGUUCCUGCAGAAAAUAUGGUUGUUGCAGAUGUUUACAAUCACCGUUUCCAUAAAAUUUACAAAAAAGAGGAAGGUCUUAACCACAUCUUGGAAAAAGAUGAUAUCUUUAUAUACGAGGUGUUGGAGGAGGACAGUGAUCGGAUGAAUCUGCCGGUGUACUUUAGAGAGAGACAAAUGAAGCACAGUGGAGGCUCCUCAAGCGCCAUGCUGUUUGGACAACCACUGCUCAUCACAGUUCCUCGCCAAAACCUUACUCCCGACACUCUGUAUGAACGCGUGCUGGAAAGAAUUGGGCGCUAUGUAAAGCACUUGCAGGGCACUGUAACGGAAAGCAAAGCAGCUGCUACAGCUACAUCCUCCAAUAGCCAUUCACUGGAUUGUGGAGCUUCAGCAUCCAGCCACAAAGCAGGACUAAGUAGCACUAGCAGCUCGAUGUCCAAUGGAGCAUCCUGUAGUGCUGGUUCCAUUAAUGACAGCAACCACUCGGAAACCUGCAACGGCCCCAAUGGAGUGUGUGAACGCGAAGAAGAGGCCAUGGAUCACCAGGGCAGCCCAGAUCCAGAAAGCAGCCAGUCAGAGACCGUGGAUAAGGAAGAUGAGGCCUCAGAUUCUGAAAACAAACCCAUCACUAAAAGUGGAAAAUCUUGUUCCUCCCGGCCUAAACUCUUUUCUUUUAGUGUGGUGAACUCCUAUGGCACGGCUAACAUCAGUUCCUUACCAUGCGAUGGCAACAGCCUCAAACUCACACCACAUUCCACUUUAGCCAUUGACUGGGACUCGGAUACCAAGAAACUGUGCUACGAUGAGCAGGAGGCAGAGGCCUACGAAAAGCAUGAGAGCAUGAUGCAGGCUCAGAAGAAAAAGGCCACAGUAGCUUUGAGGGAGUGCAUUGAGCUCUUCACUACCAUGGAGACUCUGGGCGAGCAUGAUCCUUGGUACUGUCCCACUUGUAAAAAGCACCAGCAGGCCACUAAAAAAUUUGAUCUGUGGUCUCUACCCCGGGUACUGGUUGUGCAUUUGAAACGUUUUUCCUACAACCGCUGCUGGAGAGACAAACUGGACACCGUGGUUGACUUCCCUAUCAGGGAUUUGAACAUGUCUGAGUUUGUCUGCGACCCUAAAGCUGGCCCCUAUAUUUAUGACCUUGUUGCUGUGUCCAACCACUAUGGAGGAAUGGGUGGAGGCCACUACACAGCAUAUGCUAAGAACAAGAGUGAUGGGAAAUGGUACUACUUUGAUGACAGCAGUGUGUCCUCUGCCUCUGAGGAUCAGAUAGUAACUAAGGCAGCCUACGUGCUGUUCUACCAACGACGAGACGGAGAGUGCCCAUCAGGAUCGGCUCCCUCCGCAGCACUCGGAGGAGCCUCUGAGUCCCAGGAUGACCGCAUGGACACCAACUGAGAUUUGGUAGUUUUUAGGCACAGCUCUGAAUAACAGCUGAAUGCUUUAUGAACAGGUUUCUCAGUGACUUUGGCGGUCCAGCCGUUUUUUGCGUUGUUUGAAAUUUUUUCCACACAUAUACCACAGCGUAUUUGCCACAAGCCAGAAAGGAUCAUUUAAAAAAAGAAUUUAAAAAAUCAAUAAAUAAAUUGUUUAGUUUAAAGUGUGAUGACAGACUUUGUCUAUGGACAAUACAGCCCACAGAGCACUGCUUGUUCGUUUAAAAAGAGGAAGAUGAAAGGGCGGGAGACGGAAACAGAACUUCUUGGUGGAAAUGUUGAAAAGUUGCUUAAAUGAUUUUUGUGAAAGCAGAAUUUCCCUCGGUGGUAAAGUUUGAAACAGAAAGGAGCCACGUGCAUUGUGUUGCAUCAACCAAAGCUUUAAGAGUAUGCCUAGAUUUAGUCUCGAUGUAUGCAAACCUUCGUUGAAUUUCUUUUUCCCCUGAACUCUGAAUUAAGCAUUUUGUAAUGUGCCUCAUGAAGACUAGAAAAACAAAACAAACAAAACAGAAAACGCAGAAUGCUUUUUGACAGAAAACUUUUACUUAAAUAUGGGGAUUUCUUUUCUUUACACAUACUUCAUUAGAAAGCUGGUGUGGAUAGUAUAGGCUAAAUAAGCAGAUAUUCAUUGCUGAGCUCUCUCUCAAAUCUUAGCACUAGUUGCCUUUCUGCCCCAAGAAUUCUAAAAUGAGGGGCUUUAGAGUACAUUGCUCAUUCUAGUUUACACAUUCUGCUUGAAGAAAAGGCACUGAAAUGUAUGGCACAGUAUUUCUUUGGCUAAGAAAAAAACAUUUGCAAUUCUUUAUGCUUACGCUUCUUAAUCUUCCGGUUUGGAGGAUUGUAAUAUUUAGUUUGACGUGGUUGUUCCUCUCUCCUGAAAGAGUCGAUAUAGAGGAGAGGUUUAUCCAGACACUGGUUGAAAUGGGUGCUAAAUUUGCAAAGCUUGAAAAAGUCUCAGCAGGGUGGGGGCAGGGGGUGCAAUAUCAAGGCACCUUCAAAAUAAAUUACAUAUUUCAUUCUUUGCUGAAUCAUGCAUUUUAUUGGUUGCAGCAUUAUUUUCUUUGGAGUGUUCUUUAGUUACUGAUAAAUUCUGCACUUACUGGCAGUCAAUCUUUAAGGCUACCAAGUGUGCAUACAUCAUUAAUCCUCUGAGUUUGAGUGGAAAAUCAGCAAGUACGCGUCUAAAAAUGGAACGAAAAUGGAACUGUCUCACGUUGCCCCCCCUCACUCAGUCAAGCUGUGACAUAUGCUCGAGAUGAUCCUUCAAAUGUAUAAAAAACAUGCAGCCUACAGUAAUAACGUAGGGGCCAAUGCAUUUGUAUCCAACACAUCAAUGUAACAUCCAUCAUAUGGAUCAGUUUUUCAAAGACGUUGCAUAGAUGUAAAUAGUCACAUACUAUCAGCAAACUAGGAUGCGUUCGUUGUGUUUUAAUAUUUAUCAUGGCAAUAUGUUCAACCCCUGAUUUUGAAAUAUUCAGAACAAGAAUAAAGAAUUGGAGUCUGAUUUAA
Molecule: messenger RNA, 4606 nt
Organism: Trichomycterus rosablanca
Lineage: Eukaryota; Metazoa; Chordata; Actinopteri; Siluriformes; Trichomycteridae
Gene: usp4
Product: ubiquitin specific peptidase 4 (proto-oncogene)
Exons: 22
Coding region: 30-3059 (1009 amino acids)
Biological process (GO): protein deubiquitination
Cellular component (GO): nucleus
Molecular function (GO): cysteine-type deubiquitinase activity
Source: RefSeq, a predicted model, not a curated record